Messenger RNA from Seminavis robusta, 1104 nucleotides. The record is from the annotation of a GenBank genome assembly. Lineage: Eukaryota; Bacillariophyta; Bacillariophyceae; Naviculales; Naviculaceae.
AUGGAAUCUCUGAAGGAUGAGCUCAUGGAAGGCGGCAACGCCAAUGGCCAAGGCAAGGCCGAAACUCCGCCUACCGAAACUGAGGUUUACGGCUGUCGCAAUCGUUGUGGAACCUUUGUCAAUGGUCUUUACGUGCAAGCCUUCGUUUUGUCCUUGAUUGUGGUGAAUGCCAUUCUGACAGGAUUGGCUACCUUUGACUUUCCAAACCCCACUGUGAACGACGUUUUGGAUGGAAUCUCGAUUCUCAUCCUCAUCGUUUUCACCAUUGAAGUAUUCAUGCAGCUUGUCUUGCAUGGCUGGAGGUUCAUCUUGAAUGGAUGGUUGGUCUUUGAGUUUGCGAUUGUCCUCUUGAGCUGGUUUUUUACGGGAAUUCAGAUCUUUAUGACCUUUCGGCUUUUGCGUGCCUCUGGGGUAUUGUCCCGCAUGCAAGUGAUGAAGAAUCUCUUGUCAGCCAUUUCUGGUGCCAUGUCAAGGCUGUGUGCAAUUGGUAUGAUUCUCAUGGUGAUUGGCUACGUCUUUGCCGUCAUGUUCACAGUGCUCUUCCGAGACCUUUAUAAAACGGGUGUCACCUCCCAGAAUUACUUUGGUCGCCUGGACAACACCUGUUUUACGCUAUUCCAGAUCAUGACUCUUGACUCAUGGAGCAAUAUUGCUCGCGAAGUCAUGGUGUUCCAUCCAUGGGCGUGGCUUCCAUUCGUUGUCUUUGUCAGCAUUACAGGUUUCGUCGUGCUGAAUCUGAUUGUUGCUGUAUUCUGCGACACCAUCGUCGGGCUCAAUACUGGCUGUGAGAAAGCCAAGCCGGAGGAAGAAGGCGGCACCCAAAAUGUCUGGGUAUGCUGGACUGAUCAGGAUUCUGGCAAAGUCUGCCGUGACAAAGUCCGUGGUCUGUCCGUGAAAGCUGAUGUCUCGGAUCUACGCGUGGCCUUUAGUGAGCAGCAUGGCAUAGAUGUAAAGUCACCUGCUCUGCUCAAGGUCCUCAAGAACAAGGACGAUAGCUUGGAAUUGAAGGCUUCUCUUGCAAUGAAAGAUUUGUUUGUGGGAACCAAUGAAGGUCUGGGCCAAGUCGAGGAAAUGGCUCUACACGUUGUUGUCCCGCAAAAGUAG